Messenger RNA from Solanum lycopersicum (tomato), 1909 nucleotides. RefSeq names its product farnesyl pyrophosphate synthase (gene FPPS4). Gene Ontology annotation, cellular component: cytoplasm. Gene Ontology annotation, molecular function: (2E,6E)-farnesyl diphosphate synthase activity; dimethylallyltranstransferase activity. Gene Ontology annotation, biological process: trans, trans-farnesyl diphosphate biosynthetic process. The record is from RefSeq and is a predicted model, not a curated record. Lineage: Eukaryota; Viridiplantae; Streptophyta; Magnoliopsida; Solanales; Solanaceae.
CCUACAAAAAUUCACUUUAUUUUUAUAUUUCCAAAAAAUGUGUGGAUUGGUGGCUAACUUUAAAAUUAUCUAUUUUCUGUAAUGGACUACUAUGGCAAGUGAUACAUAAUUGACCUAUUUGUUUGAUUUCAUUCAACAACAAUACUAAGAGUCCGUUUGAGUUGGCUUAAAAAAUGUAGCUUUUAAGGUUAAAAUAAGAAGUAGGGGAAGCCUACUUUUGGUUUAACUUAUUUUAAGUUAUUUUUAACCUUGCCAAACACUUCCUAACUUAUUUUAAGUUAUUUUUAUAUUUGACAAAUACUUCCAGGAGUCAAAAACCGACUUAAAAGUAGGUUUGACGAACUUUUAAGUCAAUCCAAACACACUCUAAUUUAUCAGCCACAGCUGAUGGAUUAAAAGUGCCCUUUGCCACUUUUCAACCAAUUACACCACUAUUUGUUUCCUAUAUAAGAAAUAAAAAGCAUUGUGUGCCGAAAACCUAAAAAUUCUCCUCCUCUAAAACAAACGAAAACAACAUUGAAAAAUGAGUGAUUUUAGGGCAGAAUUCAUGGAGGUUUAUGAAAAACUUAAAGCCGAGAUUUUAAAGGACUUGGAUAUUAAUUUAACUAAUGGCGCUUGUGAUUGGAUAGCAAAGAUGUUGGACCACAAUCUACUUGGAGGAAAGCUGAAUCACGGGCUCUCUGCUAUUGAUAGCUACAGUUUGUUGAAAGAAGGGAAACAACUAAGUAGUGAGGAGAUCAUUCUAAUAUCCUCCCUUGGCUGGUGCAUUGAAUGGCUUCAAGGAUACUUCCUUGUUCAUGAUGAUAUAAUGGAUGGCUCUUCCAAACGCCGAGGUCAACCAUGCUGGUUCAGAUUAGACAAGGUUGGCAUGAUUGCUGUUAAUGAUGGCGUACUUCUUCGCAACCACAUAGCUGUUAUUCUUAAACAGCACUUUAGAGGAAAGCCUUAUUAUGUUGAUCUUCUUGAAUUGUUUAAUGAGGUGGAAUACCAGACUGCCUGUGGACAAAUGAUAGAUUUGAUUACCACACAAGAGAAAGAUUUAUCAAAGUACUCAUUGUCUAUUCAUGGGCGGAUUGUCCAGUAUAAAACUGCUUAUUAUUCAUUUUAUCUCCCAGUGGCAUGUGCACUUCUUAUGGCCGGAGAGAAUCUUGACAAUCAUGCUAAUGCCAAGGACAUACUCAUCAAAAUGGGAAUAUAUUUCCAAGUUCAGGAUGAUUACCUGGACUGCUUUGCUGAUCCACAGGUGUUGGGUAAGAAUGGCACAGAUAUUAAAGAUUUCAAGUGUUCUUGGUUGGUUGUGAAAGCCCUAGAGCGCUGCAACGAGGAGCAGAAGAAAAUAUUGGAUGAGAACUAUGGAAUAGAUGAUAAAGCUUGUGUUGCUAAAAUUGAGGCGCUCUAUAAGGAUCUCAAACUUGAGGAUGUGUACCGGGAAUAUGAGGAGAAUACGUAUGAAGAGCUGAUAAAUACCAUUGAAGAUGAAGAAACCAAAUUAAGCAAACCAAUGCAAGCAGUUCUCAAGUCAUUCUUGGAGAAGAUAUAUAAGAGGCAGAAGUAGGAGACAAAAUUAUUGAACUAUAACAUUUAAUGUUUUAGAAUUAUUUGUGCUUCUGGUUUGUUUUCUUCACCGGUGUUCCGUAUCUUCUUGGGGCCUGACUAUUCCCGUAUCUGUGCUCAGAGGCGGACUCAGGAAUUGGAAGUGUGGGAGACACCUUUAUCUUUAAUAGAUACAUUCCAUUUCUUUUCUUUAUAUAAACCUAGACAUUUUCUUGGAGACAUGACUUCAUCAAGAAGACUGGUGUGGUUUUUCCUACUGGAUGAUUAGGAAAAUAUUAUAUAGUUUUGUGUCAUUCAAAACUUGAUUGAUUGAGGUGUUUCAAGUGCAUUUUAAUGUGGUUUCUUUAUACUGAAA